Messenger RNA from Amphimedon queenslandica, 921 nucleotides. Its product is annotated as vesicle transport protein USE1-like. The coding region runs from base 40 to 825 and encodes 261 amino acids. Gene Ontology annotation, molecular function: SNAP receptor activity. Lineage: Eukaryota; Metazoa; Porifera; Demospongiae; Haplosclerida; Niphatidae. The record is from RefSeq and is a predicted model, not a curated record. The transcript has 6 exons. Gene Ontology annotation, cellular component: endoplasmic reticulum; SNARE complex. Gene Ontology annotation, biological process: retrograde vesicle-mediated transport, Golgi to endoplasmic reticulum.
GCAGUUAAAAUUAUUAUAAGAAAUGUGAAUGAAUGAACAAUGGCUGCUGGACCGGUAAUGAAAGAUGUAGAGCGGCUAAUCUCACGGUGCGAGGAGAUACUGGGAGACAAACUUAAGAUAAGAGGACAGGAAUGGCGCAUUGUAAAGUAUGUAGAAACAUUGACAAGUCGAAUAAAUGAAUUAGAAAAUACUAGUAGUUUAUCACAAGUUUGUUUGGAUCAGUUAAUUAGUUUCAAGGGACGUCUCACAAUAUUACAAGAAGUAGCGAAUGAAAUAAAAGACAAACUAGAGAGAAAGAAAAACGAAGAAACUUCAUCAGCUCCUCACGACUCACAUCUGACCUCUUCCUCUACCACUGAUGUACCCAAUCAACGGAUCCUUAACGACACCACCAUGAGAGGGAGUGGCCUGCUAAGACGUUCAGCUACCAAGAGCUCUCAAGCCAUGAGAGAAGAACUGUUCAGUCGACAAGAGUCCUUAAAGUCAAGCAGCACUUCAAAGACACUGAACGAGAGAGAGAUGAUGCAAGCAAUGGCUGACCAUGAGAAGCAGCAGGAGAGGAUAGCCCAGGAUAUGAUUGAACUGAGCAGAUCAUUAAAGCAACAGUCACUGGCAGCAAGAGACAUCAUUAAGAGUGACACAAAAGUUCUAAAGAAGACUUCAAUUUCAGCUGAAGACAAUAUAAGUGGAAUGACACAGGAAACUGACAGACUGAAAGAAAAGAGCAAGGGUUGCUCCUGCUGGGUAUGGAUGAUGCUGAUAAUAGUGUUCAUUGUCUUCAUUCAAAUGAUAAUGUUUAUCAGACUCUAUCCUAAGAGAAGAUAGUUGUUAUUAAAAACAAACAAAACACAUUAAAAUUGAUGUCUUUCAUCAUUAAUUUAUACAAUGUAAAUAAUGUAAUUAUGUUCACAAAUAAAAAGA